Caenorhabditis auriculariae is the source of this 2393-nucleotide messenger RNA. Lineage: Eukaryota; Metazoa; Nematoda; Chromadorea; Rhabditida; Rhabditidae. The record is from the annotation of a GenBank genome assembly.
AUGAAACGGCUCAUUUUGUCGAAGCUGGCGGAAAUGACGAAAGAACGUGGCCAGCACCUGGCAGUUCUGCAGCCGAGUGCCCCGUCAAAAAACACACAGAGAGACUCGCGCGUUCUACGCAGAGACCGUGGCCUUCGAAGAGGUUGGAAACGGAACGAAAUCGUCCUUGGGACUUUUUCCGACCAUCUGGGCGAAGAAUAAAGAGGCAAAAACCGUGCGCCAAAAAAAAACUUCUCCCGCGCCGCGCCGUUUCACCAUCCUCCAAUUUUUUCGUUUCAGUUACUUUCUGCGCUUUCAUUUCAUCGAAGCGUUCUUUUUGCGUUUCAUCAUGCUUUUGGUCAUGUAUUGGCAGGGAACCAGAAGGCGUGGCUUCAUCAAAUUUUAGUUUUCUAAGUCUGUGGGUCCACUGCAGUUCUUUCCGACUUCCAACUCUCAAAUAUUUUCGAAAACCUAUUUUUAAUAAUUCACAAAAAUUAUAAAUUCUUAUAGUUUUUUUUGUUUAAAGUUUAAUCUGUAAAGUAAUCAAAAACAAAAUAGUUCAGAGAACUUUUUUGUAAAUUGACAUCAGUUAUCAAAAUUACGAUUUAUUACUGGUGGAAAAAUCUAGUAUCCCGUAAUUAUUUGGUGGGAAAAUGAUGAUAAAUCAUACCCUGUUUAAACAAUGUUUCGUGGCGUUAAAGCAGUUUCAAAUUUUCAUUACUGGGUUCUAUCAUGCAACUUCAUCUAUUUAUUAACACGUUCUCAUGACAUUUUCAAAGUUUUCAAAUCUGAUAAUGUUUUUUUUGUGUAGAUUACUGUUUCUAAUUAGCCAGCAAAUCUAGUGAUUGCUAAUUCUCGGGCGAGAAAAUGGUGACCAAUGAUAUCUCAUGCAAUCUUAUAACUAAGUUAAAGUUUUCAACUCCUGUUCCCAGGUUUUUCUGAUUAAGUUUCGAAAACCUAUUAGAGGUGUUCUCAGAAUUUUUCGAAGUAUCAGAUCAAAGUUUUUUGUGAUGGGUUCUCCAGAAGCGUGUAAUUGGGGCGUGGCUACUUUGGCUGAAGGCUAUUUAUGCUGAGAUAUCUUGUAACUUUGCGCAUUCUAUUGAACCAGAAGAAUUUCUAGAAGACUUUCUAUUUUCCUGUGUUCAAGGGUUUCGCAACUUCCUUUUUCGCAAAGUUUUUGUUUUGCUUCUACUUUAGUGUUCUUCUGUGUCAGCAUCCCGUUAUCACUUGCUUAUAAGUAUUUGUUCCAAGCGUUCUGUUUUCAGUUUUUCGUGUCGUUUGAUGAGAGGAUUUUGAUAAAUGCUGCCAAGAAAUCCCUACCCACCUGGCUUCGAAGGCUUCCAAGGAGGUAUAUAUUCAGAUAAUUAUAUAUGAUUUUUUUUUCAUUUUCCCACGCGCUUUUUAGCUUUUUGUUUUUGCUGUUUCAUGAAGGCUCUUAAUGCGGUGCCUGGCACGGCACUGGGUGUUACAAAAACAUUUUUGCUGCGUUCGCCUCGCUCCCUUCCAAAGACCAAAACUCCUUGACCUCGCUCCGCCCAAACCAACUAAAAUGAUAUCUCCUAAAUUGUUUGCUUGAUGCGGCGCAAGUUCCAUUCGACGAACUUUGUCUUUGAUUAUAAAAUAUGACUGAUAAGGCUUGAUAAUCACAAUUAAGACAUUUUGAAAUAAACUAAUAACGAUAUUGAAUUAUAUUUUUUUCAUAGUUUUUAAAUAAAUUAAAAGUUUCUAUAUAAAAAAAUGAAGUAUUUUUUUAAUAACUUUCAUUUACUGAAUAAAAAAACUUGAUAUGCUAAAGCUGAAGUCUCUUUAUUGAACUUUUUGAUAAACUUUUCAAUAUGAAAAACAAGCUAAAUAUUUUUUUUUCUGUUACUCUUGCUUCUUUAUAAGUUCAGAACCAGCAUCAGUUUUAUCAUGAAACGCCUAAGAAAGGAUUUUUUCGAGGUUAUCACGAAAAGGAAACGAAACCUUAUCAAUUACUAAUAGCAGAUAUUGGACCAUCCCAAAUGUAUUAAGUUCCUUUUUUAAUUUUGGGAGAACUUAAAGCAGAAAAUCUUGCGAGCAAUACAAAAUAGUUCUAGCAACUGAGCUCUGGCUUUCGUACAAUGAGCUAGGUCAGAGAAAUUCCCAUUCCAUAAAUGGCUGUGAAUCUUGGUCUAGGAACUCUAGUGAUCAUCACGAGCUGAGCAAAAGAAGCAGUCGAUCCCUCUUUCUUUGCGAAAAAAAAAUCAUGAUGAAAAAAAAAGGACUGGCGAUUUGCCGCACGACGAAAUUGAAGAGAAGGGGGCAUAAAGAACGUAGGAAGAACGGCUGAUAUUUGCAAGACGACGAGGCAGAAAGAGCCGCAGGACGAGAGAUUUGGGAAGGAGAGAGGGUGCCAGAGUGGUACCGGCAGAGUCGCUGCCUGGUACGGGUGA